CCUGUCGUCGUGCUUUCAUCGCUCACAGCUGCCCGGCGAUCCCCUCGUCUGCACCCAGGCGACACCCGAAUCUGCAGCCAGUCCCGUAGGCGUGGUGCAUCUGUAUCUUCGAUCAUCCGCAGCAGCGACAGCGGUGCCGGAAUGAACAUCUGCCGCCCAUACCUGGCCAAGCUGUGCUCCACGCUUUCUGGUGGACCCGUCGUCUCUGGAUGCCGCUGGGUCUCCAAUGGCCCAAGAUUCCCUUUCCACAGUGUCAAGGAUAUCAAGAACUGGGAUCUCGACUCGGACCACCAGAUUUUGCCCCCGCCCUCAACUAUCUUCGCGCCGUCAAAGGGACGCAGAACGAGACAUGACAACUUCCUAGACUUCAAGCGCAUCCGGGUUACUGCCGGCGGCGGCGGCGACGGCUCCAUCGCAUUUUCCCAUUCGGCCGUCCAACCCUUUGGCCCUCCUUGCGGCGGAAAUGGUGGUCGCGGAGGCAACGUCUACAUUAUGGCCUGCAAGGACAUCACCUCGCUCAACGGCAUCCUGAACAACUACACUGCCGCCAACGGCACCAUGGGCAGCUCAAACAACAUGCAUGGUGCCAACGGCGAAGAUAUGGUCAUCCGUGUACCUGUUGGAACGCUGGUACGGCAAGUUCAAGCACCAAUCUAUGCGUCAUCGACAGCGGCCGAGCUUGGCGACGACGAAGGCGGAGUCGAAGCUGUUGGUCAGGACGAGACCGAGAACGCCGACGAAGACGAAAUAGAUGUGGAGGAGCAAAACGAGAUCUACGCCGAGCAGAUGAUGCGACUACUCGAAAAGCAUUUCAAGUUCAAGACCAACUACCGGCCCCGAGAAGAUCGUGCCCGCUGGCUGAUGGAGCGUUUGCCCCCGAAGCCGUAUGUUCCGCCGCCUGUUCUGCUGGACCUGACGGUUCAUGGAGAGAAGCAUCUGAUUGCCCGAGGCGGGCGUGGCGGCCAGGGAAACCCCCAUUUUGUAACCCACGAGAUCAAGGGUCCGGCCAUUUGUGAGCGAGGCGAGAAGAAGGAGCCGGUUUGGCUCGAGUUCGAGCUCAAGUCGAUCGCCGAUGCAGGGCUUGUCGGGUUGCCGAAUGCCGGAAAGUCGACGCUAUUGGCCGCGAUCUCCAAUGCUCAUCCCAAGAUUGCGCCGUAUCCGUUCACAACCCUGAAUCCGUAUAUCGGCACGAUCGACUACAGUGACUUCUGGACCAUGACUCUUGCCGACAUUCCUGGGUUGGUGGAAGGCGCCCAUCUCAACUACGGCCUGGGCCACCAGUUUCUGAAGCACGUCGAGCGCACCAAGGUUCUAGUCUAUGUAGUCGAUCUGGCAGGCAAGGAACCCUGGCGGGACUUUGAGAUUCUCCAGGCCGAGCUGGAGGCAUACAAGACCGGACUGACCGCUCGGCCGACACUUGUUGUCGCCAACAAGGCUGAUCUUCCAAGGGCCCGGUCGAACAUGGAGGAGUUCCAAACCAAGGUGCAAUACCCGAUUGUACCCAUCUCUGCCAAAGAGCGUCGAAACAUUACGCACCUAACCGGGGCCCUGAGAUCGAUUGUCGAGAAGGCCGGAGCCCAAGGCUGAUCUGAGCCUGGAUGAUCGCCGUAAUGGCGUAUGCCGUAUGGCGUAUGGCGUAUGCCGUAUGGCGUAUGCCGUAUGCCGUAUGCCGUAUGCCGUAUG
Molecule: messenger RNA, 1683 nt
Organism: Polychytrium aggregatum
Lineage: Eukaryota; Fungi; Chytridiomycota; Chytridiomycetes; Polychytriales
Product: obg family GTPase CgtA
Exons: 2
Coding region: 142-1587 (481 amino acids)
Cellular component (GO): mitochondrion
Molecular function (GO): magnesium ion binding; GTPase activity; GTP binding
Source: RefSeq, a predicted model, not a curated record